Molecule: messenger RNA, 4857 nt
Organism: Dermatophagoides pteronyssinus (European house dust mite)
Lineage: Eukaryota; Metazoa; Arthropoda; Arachnida; Sarcoptiformes; Pyroglyphidae
Biological process (GO): negative regulation of DNA-templated transcription; heterochromatin formation
Cellular component (GO): chromatin silencing complex
Molecular function (GO): transcription cis-regulatory region binding; chromatin binding
Source: RefSeq, a predicted model, not a curated record
AAAAUAAAAAAUCUAAUCAAUCUAAAGUGAAAAGAAAAUCAUUAUCAUCAACAAAAACAAAAAAUGGCCCAAAAAUUAAAUCAAAACCGGCCAUCACAAAUCGAUUAUCAAAAGAAUUGGCCUCAUUAUUAGCUACAUCAACAUCAUCGUCGAUGAUACCGUCAACGAUGAUUCGUCCAACAUCGAUGAGAACACAAUCACCAAUUAAACCAUCAUUACCGAAACUUAAGGAUUCAAAACAGAAAAAAUCCAACACAAAAAAUGAAUCGAAUGCCAAAUCAACAACAAUAACGCACAAUAAUGUAGCAAGAAAAACUAGUAAAAAAUUGGCCAAUGUUACUAUUAGUUUAAAUACGAAUAAAAAUUCAACAAAACAGAAAAUUAAAAAUACAGAAUCAACACUCACGACUUCGAAGAAAAAUGCUAAAACAUCUUCGACAAUGAAAAGCAAAGAAAAUGUGGCUACCAAAACAACGUCAACGAAAAAAACGAUACCGACAAAACCGAAAUCCAAUAACAAACGAAUAGUCAAUAAAAGAAAAAACUUAGCGGCGAUAAAAUCAUCAAUAACUACACCGACAAAGCAAUCAAAAUCAAAACCCGGUAAAAUCGCAAACAAUUUAGUGAUUAAGAAAUCAAUAACUAUAGCCAAACAAAAACAAUCAAAAAUAUCGAAAAAACGUCGAAAAUCCGGUGGUCAUCGUGUGGCUAGCCUUAAUGCAUCAGCAAAAGUGAAAUUAUUAAGUGAAAAUGAUCAAAAUAAUGCGAUAAUAAUGACCGGACAAAAAAAAUUAGAGCCGCCUUUUACAAGCAUUAAAAGUGAUGAUGAUGAUGAUGAUGAUGUAGAUCAAAAUCGUUUGAAUGUGAUUGAUUUCAAGCCAUCAUCAUCUAAAAAAGUAAAAAUUAAUGCUAAAAGUGGUGCUAAACCCAAAUCGAAUACUGCCUCAUCAACUGUUGUUGUAUAUAAAAAAGAGACUCCCAAAGCCGCCUCUUCCCCCGUAUCAAAAUUGAAAAAUCGAAAACAUUUAACAAAUAAAAUUGAUAAAAAAUUAAUCAAGCAAAAAUCUACAUCCGGUAAAAGUUGUAAUAAAAAUGAAAAAGUUAAUCAAAUAAAAACCAAAACAACAGCCGUAGUGACAAAGAAAAAAUUAACAAAUAAUCGUAAGAAAAAAAAGAAAAAGAAAACGAUCGAUCCGGAUAUAGAAAUAAUCGAUACACGAAGAAAUAAACGAAUGGCAAGUUUAAAUGCAUCGGCUAUGAUGGCCGCUACAUUUUCACCGGAAAAAGAACGUCGAUUAGUAUUGGCCAGUGCAAAACCAUUGCUGAAAUCCUCAUCAAGUGAUCCUCAUCAUAAUAAUAAUCAUCAAACAUCAUCGAAUCCUAAUUCACCACAUUUAUGGUCGACAACAACACAUCAUAGUAGUACGGUUGAAGAACAUAUCGAAAUGACAACUGUCAAAACGACGGUCAAAUUACGACAUGAUAAUACAACAGUUGUAGAAACGACAACAACAACACAGCAACGUAUUGAACAGCAAAAGAAUCUAUUGAAUCAAUCAUCAAAUAAAAAAAGAAAAAAUGAAUCAACCAUAAAUAAACGACCAUCAACGUCGAAAAAACGAAAAACAGUAAAAAAUAAUCAAAUGAUUGAUGCAACAAGUGCACAAUUAUCAUCGAAUACUAUUGCCACCCCUUCCUCUUGUUCUCAUCCCUCUUCGCCGGUUACAAUAACAACAACAUCAUUAUCGCCAACUAUUUCAGCAUUUACGCCUUGUCCAUCUGGUUCAUCAACGCCAUUAAUUAUUCCAACUGUAACACAUCCUCCCCCACAUUCACAAGCUUUAGAUUUGAUAUAUCAAGUUCCUUCUCAUUCUCAUCAUCAUCUUACUACAUCUCAAUCAUUACCUGUUACUAGUUCAACUUGUAUAAAUUCAACAAAUAUCGAUGCAAAUUCAUUAAUGAUGGCAAAUAAAAAGAAAAGUAGAUCAAAGAAAAAGCAAAAAUCACCGCACAUUCAAUCAACAACAGCAACAGCACAAACAUCUCCAACAAUUAAUCAACCAUCAAAUUCAUCGAUAAUGAAAAAAUAUUACCGCAAAAUUGAAACACGUACAGUAGAACAUCAAUCAUCAGAGGCAGCAGCCAUAGCAAAAGUCACAACAGCAACAACGUCCAAUAUUAUACAGCAGCAUAAUCCUAGAACAAAUUUUUAUCAUCCAAAUACAAAUGCUAUUGUACCGCCCAAUGGUAUGAUGACAUUUUCAUCAUUACCACCAUAUAAUGCUAUCGUUGGUGGUAAUUAUAUAAAUCCAUCAUUCAUUAAACCAUAUAAUCAACAUACAGCAACGACAACAACAUUGAUACCAACAACAGGCAAUCAAACAUUUGGUUCGAAUCAUUCACAUGCAACACCUUAUCCAUAUCCAUUUCCAUUAUCACAACCAUAUAGCCUUUAUAAUCCGGCCACUGUGUCAACAGUACCAUUCCAGUUGAUACCAUUUGGAAAUGCUAAUAAUAGUGGUCAUGUUUUUGAACAACCAACACCAAUAACAGGUAGUCAUCCAUUUAUAUCACCUCAACCAUUCAUAGCUGCAUCACCACCAACAAUUUACCCAUAUAUCAACUCGCCAUUUACACCAGCUGCUACACCGAUUCCGGCUAUUGGACAAUUUUUUCAUCUACCAACUGCCAUGCAUCAACCAACAACAGCUAGUCCAUUUUUAGGUGUACAUUAUCUAGCUGGAUCUAAUCCGAUCGGUGUAGCCGUACCACCAAGAUAUCCAGCACAAUCCCCUAGUUGCCAUUAUUCGCAUCCAUCUUCAACAUCAAAUCAAUCAUAUCUAAAUGUAUUUACGGGUAGUGGGUAUACGCCUCCGUCAUCAUCAUCAUCAUCAUCAUCUUCGUUAUCCUCAAACAUAACUAAUAAUCAAAGUGAUCGGAUUAUUUAUCCAGUAUCGUUUCAUCCUCAUUCUGGUCGAAUAUCAUCAUCAUCGUCCACAUCAACUUCAUCAACUGUUGAUACGGCAACGUCUAUGAAUAUAACACGUCCUUCAAUUGUCACUCAUCAUUCACAGCCACAGAUCAUCAAUUUUAAUGGUACCACAAAUAAUGUAUCAAUGCCAUCGGCUUUAAAUCCAAUUUCAAAUGUCCUACCGUAUGGAUUGUUUCGUCCACAAUCAUCAUCAAAUAUAUCGAUACCAGUAUCAACAUCAUCAUCAUCGGCUGCUCCAAUAUCAUCAUCAAUUCGUCCAUCUGCAUUGAAUUUUUUAAAUUCAAAUUUCAUACCAUCACAACAACAAACGCCUACAUUUUUUGUUCAGACACGUAUACAACCACCAGAUUUGUCAUCAUUACAAUCAACAAUAACAAUAAAUUCUCUAAAAAAGAAACCGACAAUGAUGAAAUCAGCAUCAAAAACAUUAAAAAAUUCAAAAAAUAAUCAACGUAGAAACGGUGUUGUCGAUAAUGAUUUAUUAAAACAAAUCAGUGUUGAUAAUGAAAAUGGAAAUGGUAGCGAUGGAGGCGAGAUUUGUCAUACAGGAAAUUCAGUAUUGAAUAAAAAACGAAAUAAACAAUUAUUGAUUGUAAAUUGUGAAAAAAAUUCAUCAAACAACGGUAAAUCAAAACGAAAAACGAAUACUAUUGCAAAUUCCGAUCAUACUUUACCGAAUGGUUUCAAUGAAACGUUGGUAGCUGCUGCUGGUGGAAAAAAAUCGAAAUCACAUCUUACAAAUGAAUCGAAUGGCAAAAAUUUAUUGCUAGAAAAUGGGAUUGGUACAACCACCAAUACUACCGUAGCAUCAUAUUCAAAAAAACGCAAUAAUCUUUUAUUAACGACAUCGGUUUUAGCAAAUAAUUCGAAAAACAAUAACAAUAAUGAUAAAGUAAUUGAUGAAUCCAAUGAAAACGUAUCACCAUCAACAACGACAAAUAAUUGUGAAUUUCGUUGCGUAAUGAACAAACGAACAAAUCGGCGACCAAUCAUACAUGGUUGGUCAUGGGAAGGUGAACCAAUAGAAAAGUAUAUUUUUAUCAAUAAUGAUGAACAAUCAUAUCGACGUAAAUGUUAUCCAGCAAUCAAGCAUAAUGAAGGUGAAACUAUACGACCUGGUGAUUGUGUAUUACUUAAAAGUGGUCCAAGAAAAACGGAUCUACCAUUUGUUGCUAAAAUAACAUCAUUAUGGGAAUCACCCGAAAAAGAAAUGAUGAUGAGCUUACUUUGGUAUUAUCGACCUGAACAUACAGAAAUUCAGGAUAUUCAAUUUAUAUCGGGUGAAAUUUAUGCCUCAAGACAUCGUGAUGCAAAUAGUGUUGCCUGUAUUGAUGAUAAAUGUUUUGUACUUACAUAUAAUGAAUAUUGUCGCUAUAAACGACAAAAAUGUCGACAAUUACAAUCAUUGGCAUUUUUACAACCAGAUUUGACUGCUAUGAUUGUACCAAAUGGUGAACCAUGGUCUGGUGAUGAAAAUCAACCAACAAAUGAUCAAUAUCAACAGCAACAAAUAAAACGUUCACAACGAGUAGGUGAUAAUAAUCAUUUACCACCAUUGAAUACAUUACCAGAGCUUGUUUUCUGUUGUCGUAAAGUCUAUGAUUUUCGACAGAAACGAAUACUUAAAAAUCCGAGCUAUGAAUCUAGAUAUAAAUCCAGUGCUUAAUAAACUAAACACAUCUUUUACUAUUUUCAAUCACUAACUGAGUGUUUGAAAAGAAAUCAAUUUCAGCUUAAUUACCUUUUUUUGUUGUUGUUGUUUUGUUAUUUAAAACAGAAUUAUAGUCUUUCGUUUUGAUUUGUAUAAUAAAAAAAAAUUAAGAGAAAAAAAUGAGCUAAGUUUUUUUUUCGCCUAUUGAAAUUUC